AUGAUGCGGUGCGGCGCGAGUGUAAACGGCGUGAUUACGCUGGUUGCGCUGUUUCUCAUCCUCGUCGUCGCCGCUGGACCAGCCAGUGGCGCGGCACUCAACACCGUGGGCACGCGGGUGAGCAUCAACGGCCGCGCCAUCACCUUCAACUCGCUGCGCUGCGUCGACAUUCUCCCGGCUAAGGGGCCAAGAGCGCCCGCCGCGGAGGCAGCAAGAAGAAGGUGCAGUUUGCUAUCCUCAGUGGUUUCACUCAUGCCGUGCGACCCGUUGUUUCUGUGCCUGUGGAACAGGGCGAGGAAGAUUGCCAAGCCGCUCAAGUCCGUCCGCUGCAUCAUUGGACAUCUGCCAACACCCGUUGAUCCACCUGCUACAUCAACACCCAUGUCCCUCGUUGUCUCCCCUGCUCGCUCCCCUGCAUCAUUGCUGCGUGCUGUGCUGUGCUGGUCCCUAUUGCGCCUCCAGCACUCCUUUAAUCCCCCUUCUCUCUUCUCGUCUCCUCCUCUCUCUGUCAUCUGCGUCUCUCAUCUCCUAUGUUCUCCUCUUCUCUCUUCCCGUCUCUCCUCCCCUCUCUUCUACUACCAUCCUCACUCCUCCCCUCCUUCUCCCCCCUCCCCUUCCCAACCCUCACAUCCGCUGCUCCAGAGGACAUUUGCGUGCCCGGCGGAAUGCAGGUGCGAUGCAACCUCGGAGGGCAACGAACCUCCACCUGAAUCCUUUGAUUCACUGGGUGGCUCAUUGGGUUUCAUGGACGACGACCCUACAUCCGAACCCUCGACAGCAGACGAGGACAUUUGCCAGGCGUGCCCCGCGGAAUGCAGGUGCGAUGCAACCAAGGAACCAGGCGACUCUCUUCUUGAGCCUAUUGAUACGACGGAUGAUGACCCUCCACUUCCUGCACCCUCACCAACAGACCCGGAUGUGUGUGGCAACAGCACGCGCAACCCCUGCAAGUAUGGCUCCUGCAUCAGCGGUGGCCCCGGCUCCUACACCUGUGUCUGCCCUCCCAACCGCGUCCCAUCCACAAGCAACGGAUACCCCACCUGUAAUUAUGGAGCUUCUUCUCCCACGCUCAAGGUGCAAGGAGACAACUGGAGGUGCGAGGACGUCUAUCCUCUUUAUGGACUCACUCUCGACGAGUUCACUGCUCAGAACAAUGGCGUGGACUGUUCUGCUGCCCUCACCCAGGGUCAAACGCUGAACGUGGCUGAGAGGGACGACUUGACCUCCUGCUCUGUCUUCUACUUCAUCCAGAAGGGCGACACAUGCGAGUCAGUGGCAGCUUCUCUCGCCAUCUCCUCUCUCUCCCUGCAGCAGCUCAACCCCGGCUUCGACUGCUCCUCGCCCCUCCCGCCCUCCCGCUCCCUCUGCAUCGAGCGGGAGGACGGGGCGGAUGACGGGAGUGGGGAGUACUGCAAUACAGAGUACUCGGUCAGCGGCACGAGCAGCUGUGCGCAGGUGGUGAAGGACUUUGAGUUCUACUCCUUGAUUGAGCUCUACCGGCUGAACCCAGGGCUCGUGUGCUACAGCUCAGUGAAUGCCAACAGAGAGGCUCGUUGGCCCAAGAUAUGUACCGAGGCCCUGCCGGUUGGACUUUACGGUCCAUGCGUUGAGGGAAGAUCAAGAAGGGUCACGCCAUCGGCAUCGUGCAACAGUAUCGUGACCAGGUUUUUCAAAGGAAACAAGCAGCUGUAUGAGAAGUACAACGACCCGUGUGCGGGGACCAUUGGGGGUAGCUCCGAUGGGCCCAUUGAGAUCUGUCUGCCCCCGUAA
Molecule: messenger RNA, 1770 nt
Organism: Closterium sp. Yama58-4
Lineage: Eukaryota; Viridiplantae; Streptophyta; Zygnematophyceae; Desmidiales; Closteriaceae
Source: the annotation of a GenBank genome assembly